Molecule: messenger RNA, 1468 nt
Organism: Panicum hallii
Lineage: Eukaryota; Viridiplantae; Streptophyta; Magnoliopsida; Poales; Poaceae
Product: WD repeat-containing protein 25
Exons: 4
Coding region: 74-1411 (445 amino acids)
Molecular function (GO): protein binding
Source: RefSeq, a predicted model, not a curated record
CCCAGUCCCUAGUGGUGUUCAGCCGUUCAGGUUGGGUCGGUCCAAGAACAAGGUCUCGAACCUCCGAUUGCCGAUGGAUCUCCUCUCCGCUGCGUACGGCGCUCCCUCCGACGAGGACGACGACGAGCCGCUCUCCUCCCCGCCAGUCGCCACCGCGCUCACCUCCUUCGCACCAUCUCCCGUGAAGCGGCCGCGGUGGGAAUACCAACCAUACCUCCCUCCACCCCCGUCCUUCCCGCAGCCGCCCCUGCCCAACGCAGCGCCGCCGCUGACAUCUCAAGCCAGCGGCAGGUACGUCUCCAAGAGGGAGCGCGCCCUCCUUGCUGCAUCUCGAGCAUCCGUGGACGCCGCAUCGAUCCUUCCUCCGCAGACAACAGCAGAGGUCGAUUGCUCAGUUGGCUCCAUCACUGAUUCAAAUCUGCGAGCUGGCAUUUUGCAUUCCUUGCGAUGCCAACCAAAGCCUGGAUCUAGCAAAAGUUUGCCUUCGAAGCUCUCGGUUUCUUUGAAGGGUCACACAAAGGCAAUAAAUUGUAUAGAUUGGUCGCCAACUCAUGCACAUCUACUCACUUCUGCUGGAAUGGAUCAUACAGUCCAUGUAUGGAACGUAUGGGACAAAGGGAAUACUACUGCUCGUGUUUUGAAGCAUCACACUGCUGCUGUAAAGGAUGUGAGGUGGUCCCCUCAUGGCCUCUCUUUGCUUUCUGGAGGGCUUGAUUGUUCCUUACAGUUAAUUGAUGUUGUGGAGGGAAAGGUAAUCAAAGUAUUGAAGGAAGAUCAAGCUGUGGAGGUUAUCAAGUUCAACCCAAGUAACCCCAAUCUCUUCCUAUCUGGUGGGUCCAAGGGUUCUCUUAGGCUAUGGGAUAUUCGAAGUGGUCUGGUAACAAAAGAAUUUCAUAGAAGUCUUGGGACCAUCCUUGACAUCGAAUUCAGUGCUGAUGGGAGACAGUUUAUCUCUUCAACGGACACAACCAGAAGCAAUAUUAGUGAGAACACUAUAAUUGUCUGGGAUGUCCUGCGACAAGUUCCUUUAUCUAACCAGGUUUAUACUGAAGCAUUCACAUGCCCAUGUGUAAGAUACCACCCGCAUGAAGCUUCUUUUGUUGCGCAAUCCAACGGGAACUACAUUGCGAUUUUUUCAGCAAGGCCGCCCUUCAAGCUGAACAAGUAUAUGCGGUUUGAAGGACAUGGAGUAUGGGGUUUCCCGAUAAAGUGCAAUUUUUCUCUAAGUGGAAGAGAGCUUGCAUCCGGCUCGUCAGAUGGAUCCAUUUACUUUUUUGAUUAUAAAUCCGCAAGGUGUUUGCGGAAAAUAGAAGCAUUCAAAGAAGCCUGCACUGAUGUUGUAUACCACCCUGUAAUACCAAAUGUGAUUGCUUCAUGUAGCUGGACCGGUGAAAUAUCUAUUUUUGAGUGAGAUAAUAUAAUGCUCGGUACGGAAGUAAUGUUGAGUGUUACACGGCAAACUUUUUCU